GUGUUCGGGUAGGACGAGUUGCGCUGCGGCUCCAGGUCCCUCCUACGUCACUUCCUGUGACUCUCUGAUAAAGACGGCCCGGCGGAGCUCCGCGGGUCAAUUUUUUGGGUUUGUUUGGUGAAUCCUGCGGGAAUCGGAGCCAUCAGAACCGCAGACAUGACGGUGGGAAAGAGCAGUAAGAUGCUGCAGCACAUCGACUUCAGGAUGAGGUGCAUCCUGCAGGACGGACGCAUCUUCAUCGGCACCUUCAAGGCCUUCGACAAACACAUGAACCUGAUCCUGUGCGACUGCGACGAGUUCAGGAAGAUCAAGCCGAAGAACUCAAAGCAGCCGGAGCGAGAGGAGAAGAGGGUUCUGGGUCUGGUUCUGCUGAGGGGGGAGAACCUGGUCUCUAUGACGGUGGAGGGCCCGCCCCCUAAAGAUACGGGUAUCGCUCGGGUCCCGUUGGCGGGCGUGGCGGGAGGUCCGGGCGUGGGCCGCGCGGCGGGUCGUGGCGUCCCUGCGGGAGCUCCGAUGCCUCAGGCUCCGGCCGGACUCGCGGGCCCCGUCAGAGGAGUGGGCGGGCCUUCGCAGCAGGUAAUGACGCCGCAGGGCCGAGGGACGGUGGCUGCCGCCGCAGCAGGAGCCAGUAUCGCCGGGGCGCCCACGCAGUAUCCACCCGGGAGAGGAGCCCCGCCCCCGAUGGGCCGAGGAGCGCCGCCUCCAGGUAUGAUGGGCCCGCCCCCUGGCAUGCGGCCCCCGAUGGGUCCUCCGAUGGGGAUGCCGCCGGGUCGGGGCGCUCCGAUGGGGAUGCCCCCCCCAGGCAUGAGGCCGCCGCCCCCUGGCAUGAGAGGACCGCCCCCUCCCGGCAUGAGACCGCCCCCCCGGCCCUGAGGAAGCCCCGCCCCUCACUCACCUGUAUAGAGUUGUUGUUUUUUUUUUUUUUUUUUAAAUCUUCAGAUUUGUGGGUUUUUUAAAUAAAGUUUCUUCAGGACGAUUUGAUUUGUUUCCAUGGUAACGUUAAUAAAGCCUGAAGUUGCAGCCAA
This is a messenger RNA of Micropterus dolomieu (smallmouth bass), 1025 nucleotides long. RefSeq names its product small nuclear ribonucleoprotein polypeptides B and B1 (gene snrpb). The record is from RefSeq and is a predicted model, not a curated record. Gene Ontology annotation, cellular component: cytoplasm; U5 snRNP; catalytic step 2 spliceosome. The coding region runs from base 157 to 873 and encodes 238 amino acids. Lineage: Eukaryota; Metazoa; Chordata; Actinopteri; Centrarchiformes; Centrarchidae. The transcript is spliced from 7 exons. Gene Ontology annotation, biological process: mRNA splicing, via spliceosome. Gene Ontology annotation, molecular function: RNA binding.